Suillus paluster is the source of this 676-nucleotide messenger RNA. RefSeq lists its product as uncharacterized. The transcript is spliced from 2 exons. The coding region runs from base 97 to 564 and encodes 155 amino acids. The record is from RefSeq and is a predicted model, not a curated record. NCBI's taxonomy places the organism in Eukaryota, Fungi, Basidiomycota, Agaricomycetes, Boletales, Suillaceae.
GUGUGUCAAGACUCAACGUCAUUAAACUACUUUAAUGGUCAAUACUGGCCAAUGGAUGGGCGUCGCUAAAGAGACCAUUUGGUGUGUAAGAUAAUAAUGCAGGACCGUUAUAUCGUGGGUUUGUUGAAUGAUGUGGUUAUGUCAGCAAGAGUCCGUGCCCUAUUCCCACGGUUGUUAGGUGGCUGGCCUUAUACAAGGCUCCCACCCGCCAAAGGCCUCCUCAGCCAAACCUUUGCCUGUAUAACUGUACUGUGGUCCUCACCCGCCAAAAUCAAACCCUGCAAAACUCACCGUAGUAUACACCAAAGGUCAGUCACAUCUUUUUUUAUAUUUUAUAUUAUCUUCCAUCCUCUUCAUGGAUGCCCUACGGUAUUCACCAUCGCUCUCUACGUCGUUUUUCCGUCGUUGAGCUGGUGCAGAACUAAAGACGGGCGCCGGCCGUAUUUGUUUGGCCACCGACGCGUUGACGCGCACCGCGUCUCCCUGUGUCGCACUCGAUUUCCUCAAUAUCUCUCAUGUCAACGACGUGUUGAAUCGAUCACUCAUGCGUUUUCCACGCUCUAGAUGCCCAAAGAAGCUACGAAAACCAAGCGCAAGGCUGCAAGCAAAUCGGAGGGAGGAAAGGCCACUAAAGCCAAGGCUACCAAGGCCAAGGGCGGUCCUAAACGUGCGCUCU